Molecule: messenger RNA, 5115 nt
Organism: Eremothecium sinecaudum
Lineage: Eukaryota; Fungi; Ascomycota; Saccharomycetes; Saccharomycetales; Saccharomycetaceae
Gene: URB1
Product: Urb1p
Exons: 1
Coding region: 1-5115 (1704 amino acids)
Biological process (GO): maturation of LSU-rRNA from tricistronic rRNA transcript (SSU-rRNA, 5.8S rRNA, LSU-rRNA); maturation of 5.8S rRNA from tricistronic rRNA transcript (SSU-rRNA, 5.8S rRNA, LSU-rRNA)
Cellular component (GO): nucleolus
Source: RefSeq, a predicted model, not a curated record
AUGAGUGACAAGGAUGGCUCUUUAGGUGUUACCGAAAAGAAGCAAUGGAAGAGAAAGUUGGAAAUCAAUAGAAAUUUUGAUAAUGAUUAUCUUCAACAGUUGCAGCGAUUAGUAUUGAAUAUAGAUUUGAUAAAUGAAGGUGUUUCUAAUGACUACAAACCGUUUAUUGCUUUUAUUCAGAAAGGAUACUUAACCCAGGUUGUGCAAGCAUGGUCUUAUUAUGCUCAAAUUAAUAAUAGUACUAUGUUUGGUGAACACUCUAUGAAACUAGCCAAAGCUUUGGCAGUUUUGAACUCGGAUCCAACUGUCCAGACCUAUGGUAGUGAAGUGAUUAAAAAUAUUUUGAGUAAUUAUUCAAAGGUUUUAUAUAGAGGAUUGAGCAAUAUGAAGCCUUCCGUAACCAAUCCUAUGUUGAAAAUGAUGCGUGAAAUGGUGGUAUUUAAUAAUGGACAACAUGUCGAGGAGUUCUUAUCCUAUUUUAACUUAAGCACAUCAAGCGUGCAAAAGAUACUGAAACCCAAUAAGACCGAGUUAAGCAGUCCUGUGCUUGUAACUAAGUCUCCACAUUUGUCCAUGAGAGCUAAUUUCAUUAAAUUCUGGGUGGCUCUGGUUCGGAACACUCCAAUAUUACUGCGGAAAGAUCUUCUUAUCGAUAACCACAGUAUUACAAGCUCCUGGUUUAAGUAUAUGGCAAAGGUUGAUAGGUAUGAGCUAAUAGAAGACGCUAUUACUCUUAUGAAAGACUGUGUGCUUAGAGAAAAAUCAUUCCGUAAGUCUACUAAGUGUAAGAUAUUAAAUGAAGCUAUCAUAGGAAAACUACAAGAGUUGUACUACUAUUCCAAUAAAAAACUUGUGCAAAGUGUUGAUGCAUUCUUUCAAAUGUAUGGAUCUGAUCCAGAGUUCGGUAUUGGCUUCUGCGAUGAAAAAUUGUGGUUUGAUGAGCCAAUAGCAAAGCACCAAAGCAACUAUGGUGUUGUGGUGACAGUGAACCAGAAAAGCUUUAAAAUAUACAACAAAUUACUUUACUCAAUGCUGACCUUCUUUCGCCCAUGGGAAGAUGACUUACAGUGCAACACCGUCAUAAAAGUUUUAAAUCAUGUCCCUGAAUUAGUACCUCCUUAUUGUAAUUACCUGGCCACACUCGGCUAUCAUGAUCCAAAGAUGACCUCUUAUUGGUUUGGCUUAACACUUCUUUUGGGUAGGAUCAUAAAUCUACCAAUUCCACCCGAAUUGCAUGAGGUGCAGACAGAGCAGACCCCAAACAAUUCACUAGUAUUACAAAACAUUAUUCCGUGUUCUAUGUCAUCUGCAUCGCUAAUUAAGUGCUUCCAGCAUGAGGUUCCGCUAAUCAAACAUUUAGGUUGCCAAUUGUUGAUAUUUUCUUUGAAGAAGUUUGAGAAAGUCCUUAAUAUCUACACUGAAAAAGGUUGGGAAUCGGAUAAGGCAUCUUUGAACAAUUUGUAUCAAUCGCUACUACCCGAGGUCUCUAUUAUUUCUUCAACGUUAAAUGAGGCCUACAUUAAGCAUCAAGACAAUAAACUGCUUUUCUUAUCAUUAACAACAAUAUUGAAGUAUUACAGUAGCCUAUUUCCAAAUAACUUUCAGGUUGUGCUUCCUGCGAAUAAUGUUUACGUUGAAAUUAUGAAAGAAGGUGUCUUUAAAGGAUUGCAAUUGGUGAUUCUGGAUAAUUUUUUGCAAUUCCAAGAGCUCAAUAGCUACCAAAUUAAAUGGUGGCAGAAUUCGGAAAAUAAACGAUCACUGUUCAGCUCAUUAUUGCAGGUUGCCGCUUCAAAUCAAUCUUCAAGCACUAUUACAACAAAAAUAUCCAAUGUUCUUGAUAGGCUUUUGAAAUACACUUUACUAUUUAACAAGGACACCCUUUUGGCCUCACCUGUACUAUCACUUAUCAACAGCUGUUACGCUGUUUGUGCAUAUACUGAACACAAUGAUGCAGCUCAGAUAGACAAGAUCUGGAAAUUAUUAGAUGAAGCGACUCUUAGAUGUGUGAAGUUUCCAUAUAAAUAUAUUGACAUGUCAGCGGAAUAUGGUUAUAUUUCUCCUUUUAUCGUUGCUUUAUGUGAACAGUGGAAAUAUGUUGAUAAGAAGACAUCAUUUGAUAUUGUCAGUAAGUGGAUCCUGAUAUUUUUACGGAGCAUGGCAAUGAUAGGUGAAUCAUCUGAGAAUAUUUUCAAGGUACUUGCAAGUUUGGAUGACAUUGACUCUUCUUUACUCAACGUAUACUUCCCUAAGGAUUAUGAAAAAAAUAUUACCACAAUUUCGAAGGAUCAGUAUAUACUUUCUUCGAACAUGGAAUACGCCUUUGUGGAUCUAAUUGCAUUGUUACCUGUUAACAAAAUAUCGAAUGUUGUCAGGCUACCUGUUAACGAUCUCGAUGCUUGUGGUUUAUUAUUUAGGAUCCAAUGCUUACUGCAGUCAGAUACUAUAGAAUUUGAAAAAGAUAGGCUAGCUACCGUCUUUGAUGUACUAUUUACUAAAUGUGCCAACUAUGCUGCAUCAAAUUCAGAGUUUAGAGAGAAGUUCAUGUCCGAAGUUUGUUUUAAAAAGUUUGUUAUUCAUCCUGAAAUUAAUACUAGUGAUAUUAAUCUGGUUAAAAAGUAUACUUUUACUACUAAAAUAUUGACAGAUAUCUAUGGAUCAUUUGGAGAUAAUAUUGCGCAAUUUCAAUUGUACGGGAAAGAGCUCAUUCUUUCUAAGUUUAAGGCUUGGCAAUCUAAUAAAACAGUAAAGGAUAUGUUGGUAAACGUAUUUAAUAUACUUCCAUCUGGUGAUUUAUUGAAGCUUAUCGAAGAUGACAUUGUAUUGGAUCCCGCAAGUAUAGUAUCCGUUUUGCUAAAUAUUGCCAAAGCAAAAUCAAAUAUUUCAGGUAACAUGUUCCUAAAGUUGUUGGAAUAUGAUGAGGAAGAAAUCGUGGAAUUAUUGGGCUACUUUGCAGACUUAAGAUUAAUCGAAGAUGCUGAUCUGGAUGCAGUUUUUGAGAAAUCAGUGAAUAACUUUAAGCUAUUUCCAAUUAUAGAGCGAUGUAUAGGGUAUCCUGAAGCGGUUAAGUCGCUACAAAAGUACCUAGAUUGUGUGAAGUUAGAUGACUUAGUUAUCGCAAUCGGGGCAUUAUUAAAACCAAUGGAAGAUGAUACGAUAUCAGCUUUCUGUAAAAAGGCUUUAAAGCUGGCAUUAGAAAAGUUUGAUACCUUCAAAGGUAGUUUGAUGCGUCACACAAUAUAUUUGUUUUCUAACUGCCAAACGUUGUUGGCUGAAGAAGAUAAGAAUAGAAUUGUAGAAUACUUCACUACUCGCUAUGAAAACAAGUACUCAGUCCCAGUCGCUACUCUACUUAAACCCUAUAUUUCAAAAGAAGUUGACUCAACCAAGAUGUGGUUGAAUAAAUGCAUGUUGUUCAUAACUAAGAAGUUUGCUGAGCUGGAUAAUUUGCCGAAGUCCUUCACUGACUUUUUAUCACAAUUCAAAGACAUAUUAAAAUUAAAUAAUACUUGGUCCAUGAUAAACAAGUCCGCGUUGAAUGCAGAACUCGAAGUUAUAUUGGGUGGAAAGUGGGUCGAAGACCCUGCAGUAUUAGAAUAUGCAAACAUUUUGGUAUUAGGAGGAUUAAAGUCAAGCAUCGAAAGCAGUAGGCUACUUCAAAUUUUCAUUCACAAUAGAGAGCAGCCUUUGGCCAAAGAUGCCUCGAAUUCAUAUGUCCAGUAUUUGGCAGCUACAAUUUGUUUCAAUUUAUUUAACCACGACAUUGCUGUCAAUUCUAAUGUUGUGGUACAAGAAACAUUGUUGAGAUUCUAUAACGGAACUGUUAGACCAUCUGAUAGGAUUCUUUUGAACAUACUAGAAGUUUUAGAGUCAAAACUUGCAGUUUCAUGGACGAACGAAAUAUACUCGUGGGAAUUUUUGGAUAAUUUAUCAACUACAGAAAGAGAGUUAAUUGGUUCUGUAAAACUACUGGUAAGAAAAAACGCAGGAUUUGUUGUAACCUUAAGCAGGGAUAUGAUCACUGAUACGAUACGUAACUAUCCAUUCGUCAAUGAAAUUCCCGAGUAUAGUAAGUUAACUGUUGAAGAAUUUUCGACUAUUCAAAAAAACUUUUUCGACAAAUAUGAAACUGCUAAACUAGGGUACGAGCGCGAUGUAUAUGAUCCCCUCUUUAUUUUGCUAUUAGUACUGCACAAUGGUGAGUUGGUCAAAUUUAUUUCUGACGAAGAAUCAGGAAAAUCUGGCUGUAGAUUGGAUGUUAAAAAAUUGUUAGACAGCAAACUUGCUCAGUUAGCAAUUAUGGGACUCUCGGAUUCUAGAGAACUGGUUGCAAAGGUUUCAUUCACCAUUAUCAACCAGAUGUUAAUUUCACUAAACGAAAACUAUCAGUUUAAAGAUUCUAACAUCUUUAAGAUUUUGUUUACUAAAAUUGUGUACACAUUUGCACAAAAGGAUAAAGGUGAUGAAAACUUGCUACAAAAAACUCCGCCAAUCUUCUGGUUCUCUGUCUCAAGGAUUGUAGAAUUGUUGUUGCAACCUCGCUCUCUCUUAUAUGAAAGUGCCUACCGUUGGGUUCUAUCCUCGCCAUCUCUCUAUACCAACAACAUAGCCUUAUUUCAAAAGGUAAUGCCAAAGAAGGCCGAGGAUAUCGAAAGUUACUACUUGCAUUUGCAGUGGGUACUGGAAACUAUUUUAAGUGGUAUGUGCACUGAAAAAGAUGUUAAUCUUCUAAAAUCCCAAAAUAUCUUGGAAUGGUUACUUAACCUACAAAACUCUCCUUACUUGAAUCUAAAGCUACAGACCCUCAUUAACCUAAUUGUGUACAAAUUACAAAGAACUGCAUUGGGAGGAUCAAUGUUGGUUACAAGAUUUAGUGGCCUUGCAUAUUUGGAAUCAGUAAAAUACAAUGCGGGUAAGAGUUCGCAACAAUUGAAUGAAUCCUUGCAGAAUAACCCUAUGAACAGGAAUUAUCUCAAAGAUCAAUUAAUAUCCCGCCAAACUAGCCUGAACAGUCGAGAACUAACUUUGGGAUGCGCUGUUCUGGUUAAUUCUAAAAAAAGACUUCUUGAAUGGACGUCUGACGACUUGAAUAAUAUCGUCAAGAGGAUUAGACAAUAG